Molecule: messenger RNA, 219 nt
Organism: Penicillium longicatenatum
Lineage: Eukaryota; Fungi; Ascomycota; Eurotiomycetes; Eurotiales; Aspergillaceae
Exons: 1
Coding region: 1-219 (72 amino acids)
Source: RefSeq, a predicted model, not a curated record
AUGACAGGCCCCAUCGGUCAGGCCCUGGAUCCUCAAGGGCGUUACGCCGGUCGGGAGUGCUGCAAGGUUUUCCUCCAGCUCCGUCCGCAACGCCGUGGACAAAUCAGAGUGCAGGCUUUUGCAGCUCCUGCGUCCCUGAGAAACACCGAUAUACCCCUGGUCAUGAGAGGUGCGGCUCCGAUUGGUCAUGACAAGCUUGCUGGCGCCAUGAAGAUAUGA